Haliotis rufescens (red abalone) is the source of this 982-nucleotide messenger RNA. Its product is annotated as protein ALP1-like. The coding region runs from base 173 to 982 and encodes 269 amino acids. The transcript has a single exon. The record is from RefSeq and is a predicted model, not a curated record. NCBI's taxonomy places the organism in Eukaryota, Metazoa, Mollusca, Gastropoda, Lepetellida, Haliotidae.
GGGUCCUACUUGUUAUGAAGAGAAGACAAGAUUUGCCUUUUUUUCUCUGCACUGGUUUAGCUAUGGAUCUUAUUCACGAGAGAAAAGUGUGGACAAAACAAAGGUCCAGAGCCUGGUGGAAUGACAUCGUAAUAGGAAAGUUUAAAACAAAGAUUGGGUGGAACAUUUUAGGAUGACACGGGAAACAUUUUACUUCCUUUGUCAGGAACUGCAGGAAUCCCUGCCUAAUGUGCCAUUUAGGGAAGGUUUAGACAUUGACCAUAAAGUAGCUGUAGCAGUCUACUGGCUUACAUCUUCUGCAGAGUCCAGGGCAUUUGCAAAUCUCUUUGGAGUUGGGAAAUCAACUGUUUGGAAGUGCCUGAGAGAUGUUUGUGAAGCACUUACUGUCACAAUGAUGUUGAACUAUGUCAAAUUUCCAAAGGAGGAUGAUCUGAAAGCAGGGCUGGAUGGCUUUGAAUCGGCUUGGGGGUUUCCGAACUGUGACCUUGACUGGACAUCCAUUCCCAUAAUAGGCCCAGUUCAUGUCCACGGAGAUUAUCGUAAUAGGAAAGGGUUCUAUUCAAUCAUCCUACAAGCGGUAUGUGACCACAAGUGCAUCUUCUCUGACAUCAACAUUGGCUGGCCAGGGAGAGUACAUGACGCCCGUGUCUUUGGAUUUUCAGAACUGUUUCAUAAAGGCGAAAACAAUCACCUGUUUCCCAAGUGGCAAAGAAAACUUACUACUCCAGACAAGGAAAUUAUUAUGCCAAUUACCUUGGUUGCUAAUGCUGUGCAUCCCCUUAAACCCUGGCUUUUAAAACCUUACACCAAUCAGGCAAACCUCACUCCUCCUCAGAGGCAAUUUAACUAUAGACUCAGUCGAGCCAGGCUGACUAUUGAAAAUGCGUUUGGUCGGCUGAAAGGUAGAUGGCUGUGUCUCCAGAAAAGACUGGAUGUGUCAGUGGACAGUCGUGAUGACCUGUGUAUUGUUGCUUAUAGCUAA